Messenger RNA from Dendrobium catenatum, 2374 nucleotides. RefSeq names its product transcription factor 25. Gene Ontology annotation, cellular component: RQC complex. The record is from RefSeq and is a predicted model, not a curated record. Lineage: Eukaryota; Viridiplantae; Streptophyta; Magnoliopsida; Asparagales; Orchidaceae. The transcript has 5 exons. Bases 62 to 1954 code for a protein of 630 amino acids.
CACAUUUUUAUUUCAGAUUUUCGAGGUGUCAAGCAAGGGAUCAAGAAGAAGGGGGAAAGAAAUGUCUGCUCGAUUGCUGCGGAGAGUCCUAAAGGAGCAAGAUGAGCAGCGUCUCGGUUUAUCCAAUGUCCAACAAGAUGCUGGUGGCGGUGGCGGCGAUGAGACGGGGGAGGAGUCCGAUUCUCCCGUCGCCGGCGCUCCUUCCAGAAAUCUCUUCGAUCUCCUCGACAAUCAGGGCUAUGAAGAGGAUACUGUUGGCGAUAGCACAGAAGAUAUUAUUGAAAAGCAGCAGUCUGUGAUUAGAAAAGCCUAUGAUGCAGUUCCUGUUAUGAACUACAAAUCAAAGAAAAAGAAGAAAAAAAACAAGGAGAUCCAGAAAUCUGCCAAGUUCAAAGAUGAAGAAUCACUCGAUUCAAUUCUAGAAGAGCUUUCUAUUGACGUAAAGGCUUCUCAUGAAAAUAGAUGCCAUAGUGCUAAAGAACAAAAUGAGAAUGUGAUUGAUGCUACCAAAAAGCAAGGUGGUUCUUCAAUCUUAACAGUGGAUUCAAAAUAUUUAAAAGUUGAGAAUGAAUUACGAAAAAUAUUUGGUUCUAGAGUCGUUAGUUCUUUUGAAAAUAAUGAGAUUGGGGGAAACUUGAGACAAAUCCAUGGUGGAAGACGUGCAAUCCACAACCCACGGAGAACCAUUCUUGUCACUCCAUCAAGUUUUUGGCCAAGAUGGGACGGUUCUUUGUCCAUGGAAUUGAUUGAAACAAAGGAUGGGCUUCAUUAUUUUAGGUAUUUACAUUCUGCGGCUUAUAGUCAUGCACAAGAAGCUUUUGAAGCUGCUAAAUCUGCUAAUGAUCUCAACGCCAUUGCAAGCAUCUUAGCUCAUUAUCCUUAUCACAUUGAAUCUUUGCUGACAUUUGCAGAGGUUUUCAAGUUUUCAGGAGAACAUCAGUCAUCAGCUGAUGUACUUGCUAAGUGUUUAUUUGCACUUGAGUGUGCAUGGCAUCCAUUAUUUACUCCGAUGCAGGGAAACUGUCAACUAAAAUACAUUCAUGAUACAAAUAAGCCAUUCUUCACUGCACUUUUCUGUCAUAUGAAAAAUUUAGACAGACGUGGCUGUCAUCGAUCGGCAUUAGAAGUCUGCAAACUUCUGUUGUCUUUAGAUUGUGAUGACCCUAAGGGAGCUUUACUUUGUAUCGAUUAUUUCUCUUUGAGAGCAGAAGAGUAUAGAUGGUUAGAAGAAUUCGUUGAUGAGUAUAGAAGUGAUAACUCAUUAUGGAUGUUCCCUAAUUUCUCAUAUUCUCUUGCAUUUGCUCGCUUUUUUAUUGAGCAUGAUUUAUCAUCAUCCAGUAACUCUACUGAGCAGACUGAGAAGGCCUCAUCAACUGACCUUAUGAAGCAAGCAUUGAUGCUUCACCCUUUGGUUUUGCAGAAGUUAGUUGUUAAGGCACCUUUAAAAGAAUCAUUAUGGACCCAGAUACUAAAGAAUUCAUUUUUUGGUUCUGCAAAAGCUGGAAGCCCCACAUUGGAGCACCUUAUAAGCAUAUAUGUGGAGCGAAGUUAUCUUAUAUGGAGGUUCCCAGAACUGCAAAAUUUGUUGAAAGAAGCUGCUCUGCAAGUUAUUGAAUCUUUUAAAGCGAGCAGCAGCGAAGCCAAGGAUUGGGCAUGCGUCAGGAAAGAAGCUUUCUCAUCAGAGAGAAAUGAAUAUUCUCAUCUUCUGGUCUCGGACUUUUCUGAUACAAUUCCGACGAUUCCACCUGAGGAGCUGCGUCAGUUUAUGGUCGGACCGCAUUUAGAUGAGAUCCAUCCUGCUGAUGAAGGAGAUGCAAAUCCACAGACAGCUCAUGCUACCCAUGAAGUUGCUGGCCGCAAUGCGGCAGUUGUUUUCUUGGAGUCUUUGUUACCAUGGGUUCAUUAUGGAGAGAGGCAAGCCCAUGCGGAAGAUCAUGAUCAGAAUAUACAAUGAAGAACAUUUUAUGUUACUGUUCUUAACGAGGACGAAGGUCAACGUCUUCAUUAACAGGUCAGGUCAGGCUAGGCCGAGUGUGAAGGACCGACUCAUCGAGUAGGAAAUUUCAAAUGGGAAAUCUUGUAGGACUCAAAUUUAGCCUGCUCUGUCGAUCUAGAACAUAUAUUGUAAAUAACUAGUGGACUACAACCUGUCAUCUAAAAAUAUGUGGAUUUUGUAUUCUUAUUCUAAAUUCGACUAUAUGGUUAUAUUUUGAUGCCAACAUUUAUUAAUAAGAAUUCUCACAUAUAUGUAGGGGCACAUAAACAUCAGGACAAAACCCGUUCAUUCUAAAGAUAUGAAUGCUGAAAUGUUUUUAGAACAACAGUUCUCAUUCAAAACCACUAAUCUGAAUUACAAAUGAGCUGAAAAAAAAAG